UUUCCAACAAUUCUUUUUUUUGAAAGGCACUUUCCAACAAUUCUGUUUAAGCGGAGCGUGGUGGCUGGUGGGUGAUGCUCGCGAAAGCGAAGCACCACCACCCCACAAAGAAAAAGAAUAUCCCCAAUCCCACACUUCGAUCACCGCUCAAACCCUAGCUACCAAUCCCCGCAAUUCCUCCCCUGGCCCAGGUUCCUCCGUAGCUGGAUGCCCCCAACCUAGGCGGCGGCUCGGUGGCGUGUGUGCGUGCGCGGCCGCCGAUGGAGCCGCGCGUGGGUAACAAGUACCGCCUCGGCCGCAAGCUCGGCAGCGGCUCGUUCGGGGAGAUCUACCUCGGUACUAACGUGCAGACCAACGAGGAGGUCGCGAUUAAGCUUGAAAAUGUGAAGACAAAGCAUCCUCAGUUGCUGUAUGAGUCAAAGUUGUACAGAGUACUGCAGGGCGGAACUGGGAUUUCAAAUGUCAAGUGGUUUGGUGUUGAGGGUGACUACAAUGUUCUUGUUAUGGAUGUGUUGGGGCCAAGCCUUGAAGAUCUUUUCAGCUUUUGCAACAGAAAACUGUCGCUCAAAACUGUUCUGAUGCUUGCUGAUCAAAUGAUCAACCGAGUUGAAUUUAUACAUUCAAAGUCCUUCUUGCAUCGAGAUAUAAAGCCAGACAAUUUUCUCAUGGGCCUUGGAAAGAGAGCAAAUCAGGUAUAUAUGAUUGACUUUGGACUGGCAAAGAAAUAUAGGGACACGUCAACGCACCAGCACAUUCCAUACCGGGAGAACAAAAAUUUGACUGGGACAGCUCGAUAUGCGAGUGUAAGCACCCAUCUCGGAAUUGAACAAAGCAGAAGGGAUGACAUGGAGUCUCUUGGAUAUGUACUCAUGUACUUCUUGAGAGGAAGUCUCCCAUGGCAGGGUUUAAAAGCCGGUACGAAGAAACAAAAGUAUGAGAAAAUCAGCGAACGGAAGAUUGCCACUUCAAUUGAGGCUUUGUGUCGUGGAUACCCUUCUGAAUUUCAGUCAUUCUUCCAUUACUGCCGCGCACUGCGUUUUGAAGACAGUCCAGACUAUCAAUACCUGAAGAGAUUGUUCAGAGAUCUUUUUAUUCGAGAGGGAUUCCAGUUUGAUUAUGUUUUUGACUGGACCAUUCUUAAAUACCAGCAGUCACAAAUGACCAGUGCUCCACCACGUGCUAUUGCCGCUGCUGCAGGACAAAGCUCGGGGAUGGCUCCAAUUGCAAGUAAUAAUAGACUGUCAGCCACCGAAGAGGGAAGAAGAAGUGGGUGGUCAGAUGAUCCUACACGACGUCAAGUUCCACCUACAGGAAUAAAUGCAGGCAGCUUAGCGAAACAGAAGUCACCAGUUAGACCAGAUGUGUCCGCACCAAAGGAAGCUGUGUUGUCCAGUUCGACUUUUUUGGGUCGGUCGGGCGUGUCCUCAAGGCGACCUGCUGUUUGUAGUAGCCGAGAUUUGCCAAGCAGUGAGGCUGAACCAUCGCGUAGUCGUGCACCAGACGUGAGUCCAGGGACGUUCCAGAGAAACUCAGCCCCACGGAGGACCUCACAGACGCUUGACUACUCUGACCCCAGGCACAAGUCUAACAGCAACAACUACGAGUCCACUAUAAGGGGCAUCCGGGGCCUAAAUUUCAAUGCCAACGAUAGGAUCCACUACUAGUAUCUUCUGGAUCCUAAAAAGCAUGUAUAAUAUGUGAUCUGCUGAAGUUAAAGUGGGGAGUGAGGCCAUACUUUCCGAGCUACUCUCCUACCAUAGUACCAUGUGAUCCACAAGCUACGUGCUGGAGCGGUGAGGCAGUUUACUGACGCAAAGAAACGGGGGCUGGCUGGCAAAAUAAAGGGUCUGCGACAGCCAUGGCCCUAAAAUAGACGUUGGGCCUAUGUUUUAGCCUCUCUGUACAGGUUUUCUUUUGUGCGUUGAGAUGUUGCUUUCGUACUUUUCACAUAAUAUUAUGUUUUAAGAUAUUUACCUUACUGUCA
Messenger RNA from Triticum aestivum (bread wheat), 1984 nucleotides. Its product is annotated as casein kinase 1-like protein 1. Gene Ontology annotation, molecular function: ATP binding; protein kinase activity. The record is from RefSeq and is a predicted model, not a curated record. Gene Ontology annotation, biological process: protein phosphorylation. NCBI's taxonomy places the organism in Eukaryota, Viridiplantae, Streptophyta, Magnoliopsida, Poales, Poaceae. The transcript has 14 exons. Bases 261 to 1664 code for a protein of 467 amino acids.